AUGGAAAAGAUCGACGCGAGCCCGACCAUCUCCCAGCUACGUCCGCACUCGGUGCUGGCCGCCGCCCCUCAAGUCGCUCGUGCCCAGCAGCAGAGCGUGUUCCAGAGCAUGUGGAUCGGAGCAACUGCGGGCAUGGGGGGGAUCGUGGCCGUGUACCCCGUGGACGUGAUCAAGACGCGCAUGCAGAACAGCCGCGUCGCGACCAGCGCCGUCCAGACCCUCACGAGCAUCUUCCGGAACGAGGGCGUGGGAUCGUUUUACAAGGGGCUGGGGCCGCAGCUGCUGGGCACGAUCCCGGACAAGGCCGUGUCGCUCGCGACGCGCGAGUUUGUCAAGAGCUUUUUCGAGCACCCGAACGAGUUCAAAGCGUCGUUGACGUCGGCUGCUGUCUCGGGCGUCAUGCAGUCGCUCGUGAUGAACCCCGUGGAAGUGGUCAAAGUCCGGAUGCAGCUCGACAGUACGUUGAAGCCACUGGGCGUGCUCCGCGACGUGGGACUCCAGGGACUUUAUAGGGGCUACUCGGCCUGCUUGGCGCGUGACGUUCUCUUUGCGUCCACGUACUUUACGCUCUAUGACAUGGCCAAGAACCAGCUCGGCGUGCAAGACGGCACGUCGCUAGGCUGGUCCAUGGUCGCUGCGUCGACCGCCGGCAUUCCUGCUGCGUUCUUUACGACGCCGUUGGAUCUGCUCAAGACGCGCAUGCAGUCCAGGGACGCGACGGUGCAGGGAUUUGCGAACACGUACCGACACGUGACGGCGCAAGGAGGUGUUGCCGCGCUCUUUAGUGGAUGGGGACCGCGCGUCAGCCGCAUUGCCCCGCAAUUUGGCAUUGUGCUCGUGUCGUUUGACUGGCUCUCGCACCGCUUCAGUCCCGCAGCAGACAAGCCAGAGGAGGUAGGAGAGUCCUGCACGGCUUGA
Peronospora matthiolae is the source of this 918-nucleotide messenger RNA. Lineage: Eukaryota; Oomycota; Peronosporomycetes; Peronosporales; Peronosporaceae. The record is from the annotation of a GenBank genome assembly.